AUGGUGAUUCGAUUAGGCGGUAGAAGGGGCAGCCCUUGUGGCCCUGCGGUGAGGUUGGGCGGAUCAUCAUCAGCAGCAGCAGCCGCGUUUGGCUGGUCCAUUGCCCGAGCCGCCUUGCUUCUCGUCGCGUUCGGCGCGCCCGCUUGCCUGGGCGUCCUGCGCAGACUGGGAAGCACGAGCGACGCCAUCGUGGCGGCAGAUAUCGAGCCUGGGGGACCAUGCGACGCAGGAUGCGUUCGAACUGUGGUGAACGCGGAAGUCUAUGCGGCGGGAGAGGUCGACUGUGAGCUCCGUGUGGAGAACUUGCUCGAUCAUACGGACGAGGACGUGUUAGGGGGAUCGCUUAACGUGGUGCACUCCUGCACGAACGCCGCCGGGGACCUCUUGUAUCAGGACCAAGGCGAAUGCCUGUACAGCGUUUGCGUGACGGCGGAGUGGAAGGGGGAGCUGUUAACGUACACCGUCGUAGUGGAACACGCGGAGCCCUCCGCAGCGCACACUGUCCUAAUUGAGGUGUACAUGAACGAGUACGAGGACCUGCUAGAUAGACCCGACGUGACCGUCGUGUCGGAUUCAAGUGUUCUGUGUGAGCUGGGGACGAGCUGCGCGGACUCGAGCGCGUGUCCAUCUGGUUACUCCGAGCUAGUGAUAACCACGACAGAUGAGUACGGAGACGGCUGGGUCGGUGGCCUACCGGACCGCAGCAACACCUGGACGUUAACGGAUGCAUCAUCAUCCUCAGUCGUUGCUGAGGGAACCUUGCACGACUGGCACUUCUCCGGCAUGACCAAGCUUUGCCUCCAGGACGGCGACUACUCCUUCGAGACUACUGCGGACGCUGCUUGGAGCUCGGAGUCUGCUUGGAAUGUGUGCGAGGUGGACGGCGGGAUGGGAGGCAGCUUGGAUUUUGAGAUGAGCAACUCGGCAUGCAAUGUCUUGGACUCCUCUUCGAAAGACGGGCCACCCGCCACUGUCGCCGAGACCAGCUUGGGCGACUUUUGCGCCCUGCCAGCGGAUGAUCCGUGCGUGGACCUCGACGUUGGGGUGGCGGAAGUUAGGGGCCCCAGCGUGGGCAUGUACUACGACGAGUCUUGCCUGGAGGGGGGCGGGGGGGAUACGGGCUGCGGCGGGGGAGGGGUGACCGUGUGCCGGAUUUGUUUCGUCAACCGCGAGUUCUGGUUGGCCGAUUUUCCCGACGAGCGCUACCCGGAUUGGCUCGAUUGCCCUUGCUGCGUGGCGGAUGCCCUGGUGGUAACCUGCCAAGCAGGCGUCGAGACGGGCACCGCGUCCGACGAGUCUAUCGUGGAAAAAGCGGAGGCGUUUUACUGGGAAGGGGGUACGCUACUCUGUGCUAGCCUCGGCGGUCUGAUCGGCCUCGGCUUGAUCACGGCCCUUUGCUGCUGCCGGGACAUCCGAAAGACCAACCAGUUGGCGUUGUCGUACAAGCACUUCGGCGCGGCCGCCGUCACCCAAAACAACUACAAGGAGGAGGGGGACACGUCCCCCGACGUGUCGCCCCCAUCCGGCAAGGACGCCUCCGUCACCCCGCCCGCAUUCCCCGCGGACGACCGGGAGCGGGGCCUCCAAACCACCGCCGCCGCCGCCGGUGUGGAGACCCUCGCCGCCAAGAAGAAGCCAUCCCGGGCGGCUCCCAGGCCUACGGCGAGGAGGGAAAGAAGCGCGGACGCUCGUGGUCGUGCCGCGGAACCCCCCGAUGACUUCGACGGUGAGCUGCCGGGCGCCGCGGCGUACCAGCCCCCCAGCGACGCGUCCUGGCCGUCUGACCCCCGCGUCGGCGUGUCCGUGAGCGGCACGAAGAACCCGCGGUGGAGCGGCAGCCGGGAGCUGAACGCCUACCUCCGGAGGACGGGGUACGAGGAGAUGGACACCGAGGGCGGCGGCGGCGGCGGCGGCGGCGACAGCGGCGGCCGCGGCCACGGGGGAGGGAACGCCGUGGUGCAGGCCAUCAAGACCACGGGCAGCAUGCUGAGCGAGAAGAGCAAGAGCAGGAACAGUAACAAGUUCGCCAGGAUGGAAGAGGGCGCGGAACACGACGAGGCUGGCUACUCGCUCUCGAUGCAGGCCGUCGAAACGAUGGGAACGGAAGAGAUUCCGCUCGGCGAUCUCCCCGUGUCGCCAUCGCCGCCGCCGGCCGCCCAAAGAUCUAAAAUCCUGUCCAAGCCCAGGUCCAAGUCCAGGUCAAGGUCCAGAUCGCCCCGCAAGCGCAGGGGCAGCAAAUUAUCAUCCCACCGUCGCGGCGGCGGGGGUAGCAGCGGCAGCAGCGGUAAAACCAAUGGCUCCGGCUCGGCCCCGAUCGACGGCAGCCUUGGGGUGCCGUGGGAAUCGUCAUCGAAGUCCUCGCGGUUGUCGGGGAGGGGAAGGCCCAGUCGCGUCGCCCCCACGGACGAGGACUCUGGACCCGAUGAGUUCGGUACGUGCGACCCGUCGUUACUCGACAGGGUGGCUGGGGCGGAGCCCCCCGAACCCCUGACUCGGAAUGUUCCGAAGAACGUUCCUCGGUCUGGCGCAGAACCGUCGGAGGGAGGGCGGGACAAAUCGAGAGGCCGGGGUCUCGAUGAAAACGGCGGCGGGCGGAGCCGAAGCAGGAGCAAGGCGGCGGGUCUUCCGAAUGCGGCGUUGGAAGGGGAGAGGGCGCGACCCGACAAGGCGUCGCGGCGACAGCAAGAGGAGGAGAGGGAGAGGAAGAGGGCGGAGAGAUCCCGGGCGCUGAAGGAAGAGCAAGCGGAAGAGAGGAGGAGGGCCCGGGCACUAAAAGAGGAGGAGGAGAGAGAGAAGGAGAGAGCCGAGCGCAAGUGGGCCGAGAGGGCCCGAGCUCUAGAAGAAGAGCGGGCAGAAGAGAGCAGGAGGGCAGCCAAAGCGCUGGAGCGAGAGCAAGCAGAAGAGCGGCAACGACGCCAGCAGGAACGCGAGCGGCGCCGGGUGGAAGAGGAGCGGAAGCGAAGUGCCGAGCGAGAGCGUGCGCGAAGCGUGGGCAGCAGCGGCAGGUCCAAGGGCAACACCGCCGAGCGCGAGCCCUGCUCCUCCCGCAGGGACGACCGUCACCGGGACAAGAAGAAGAAGGCCAGCAACAAUACCACAGCUGCAUCGAAACAGCUGCAACCACCGAGCUACAAGGAAAGCGGGGGCCGAGAGCGCGGCAGACAACGCAGAGCCGAGGGCCCCACCGGCGCUCGCGGCAGGAGCACUCCAGCGGGAGACGGGGGCGUGCCUGAGCACCGCGAGACGGAGGCCGAGCGUCGCCGGCGCCGCUCCCGCGAAGACAAGGAACGGCGGCAGGCGGAGGCACCGCCGCCGCCACCGCCGCCCUUCCAAGAGCAGGAGGGGCGGCGCAGCAAGAAGGCCGACGACCGUGGCGGUAAGCACAGCGAGGGCUCCGGGGGAGGCACGGUGGAGCCAGCAGACGAGAGCAGCAAACGGAGGAGCCCAAGCCGAAGUCGCCCAGCAGCCGAGCCUGCGGCGGUGGCGGCAAAGACAACGACGUCCUCGACCAGGUUUAGCAACGACCCGCGCGCGAAGAAAGAGAGGGCCGAGAGGGCCAAGGAAAGGCGGCGGGCCGCCGGCAACGCCUAGAAAUUCGAUUUCCGGGGUGUGCCUU
Messenger RNA from Ectocarpus sp. CCAP 1310/34, 3616 nucleotides. The record is from the annotation of a GenBank genome assembly. Lineage: Eukaryota; Phaeophyceae; Ectocarpales; Ectocarpaceae.